Molecule: messenger RNA, 2117 nt
Organism: Dioscorea cayenensis subsp. rotundata (Guinea yam)
Lineage: Eukaryota; Viridiplantae; Streptophyta; Magnoliopsida; Dioscoreales; Dioscoreaceae
Product: calcium-dependent protein kinase 26-like
Exons: 7
Coding region: 182-1858 (558 amino acids)
Biological process (GO): peptidyl-serine phosphorylation; protein autophosphorylation; intracellular signal transduction
Cellular component (GO): nucleus; cytoplasm
Molecular function (GO): calcium ion binding; ATP binding; calcium/calmodulin-dependent protein kinase activity
Source: RefSeq, a predicted model, not a curated record
AUGCUGUCUUCCUAUUAUGUUUGGUCAGCGCUUCCUCUUCGAAUUCCAUCUUUCUUCUUCUUCUUCUUCUUCUUCUUCUUCUUCAAAUCCCGAUCCCAAAACCCUAGUUUCCCCUGCCAAACACCUCCUCUUUUGCUGCUAAUUCCGCUCCAGAUCCAUCGAUGCGCUCAUCCUGAGGUUCAUGGGCAACGCAUGCCGUGGUUCUUUUGCCGCCAAGGAUCUCCAAGAUUACCAUCGUCCCACCGAGAACUCCUCCGUCUCUAAGCACAGUCACCACCGCCGCUCCUCGCCGGACCCCCACUUGGACGAGUCGCCGAAGCCCCAGGCUGUGAAGAACCCCGCCGCCACCGCCGCCGCCUCCCCUGCUCCCGCAGCCGCCGCCGUCGCCAUGAGGAAAGGCUUCGAUACCCAGUCCAACUACGUCCUCGGCCACCCCACUCCAGCCCUCCGCGAUCUCUAUACCCUUGGCCGUAAGCUUGGCCAGGGCCAGUUUGGCACCACCUAUCUCUGUACCGAGAUCGCCACCGGCGUGGACUACGCCUGCAAAUCCAUCUCCAAGCGCAAACUUAUCGCCAAGGAGGAUGUUGAGGAUGUUCGCCGGGAGAUCCAGAUCAUGCACCAUCUCUCCGGGCAUAAGAAUGUCGUCACAAUCAAGGGCGCAUAUGAGGACCAGCUUUGCGUGCAUAUUGUCAUGGAGCUCUGCGCUGGAGGGGAGCUCUUUGAUAGGAUCAUACAGAGGGGGCAUUAUAGUGAGCGGAAGGCCGCUGAGCUCACGAGGAUCAUUGUUGGUGUUGUGGAGGCUUGCCACUCGCUUGGGGUGAUGCAUAGGGAUCUCAAGCCGGAGAACUUCUUGCUUGCGGAUAAAGACAAUGAUUUGUCUCUCAAGGCCAUCGAUUUCGGCUUGUCAGUGUUCUUCAAGCCAGGUCAGGUUUUCACAGAUGUGGUGGGGAGCCCAUAUUAUGUUGCUCCUGAAGUAUUAUGCAAACACUAUGGACCAGAAGCUGAUGUCUGGACAGCUGGUGUAAUACUGUAUAUAUUGUUGAGUGGCGUGCCACCAUUCUGGGCAGAAACGCAACAAGGGAUAUUUGAUGCUGUUUUGAAGGGAGCUAUUGAUUUUGACUCAGAACCAUGGCCACUGAUAUCUAACAGUGCAAAGGAUCUUAUACGAAAAAUGCUUUGUUCUCGCCCUUCUGACCGGUUGACAGCCCAUGAAGUACUUUGUCAUCCCUGGAUAUGUGAAAAUGGAGUUGCUCCUGAUAGAGCACUGGAUCCAGCAGUACUUUCUCGCUUGAAACAGUUUUCAGCAAUGAACAAAUUAAAAAAGAUGGCUUUGCGAGUAAUUGCUGAGAGUCUUUCGGAGGAGGAAAUUGCUGGAUUAAAAGAAAUGUUUACAGCAAUGGACACUGACAGCAGUGGUGCAAUAACAUAUGAUGAGCUGAAGGAGGGCCUGAGAAAAUAUGGUUCUACUUUAAAAGAAUCAGAGAUUCGUGAUCUGAUGGAUGCGGCUGAUAUAGAUAAUAGUGGGACGAUAGACUAUGGGGAAUUUAUUGCUGCAACAGUGCACCUUAACAAGCUAGAACGAGAGGAGCAUUUGGUGGCAGCAUUUUCUUACUUCGACAAAGAUGCAAGUGGUUACAUCACAGUGGAUGAGCUUCAGUCUGCUUGCAAGGAGCACAACAUGACCGAUGUCUUUAUCGAUGAUAUUAUCAGAGAAGUUGACCAAGAUAAUGAUGGUCGUAUUGAUUAUGGUGAAUUUGUCGCCAUGAUGCAAAAGGGCAACAUGGGAAUCGGUAGGCGUACAAUGAGGAACAGUUUGAACAUAAGCAUGAGGGACGUGCCGGGGCCUCGCUUUCCUUGAAUCAUGUACAGAUCUGUAAAAGAUCUAUGUUGCUUGUUGUGUUAGGGUUAUGAAAUCAGCUUAUUUAUAGACUUCAACUGAAGCACUCCUGUACAAAGAUUUGUUGUAUGUUGUUCUGAUGGCUAUCUUCUCGUCUCCAUGGUCUAUUUGUGGAAUGUUUUUUCAGUUUUUCUUGGAAAACAAAGUAAUUGUAUCUGUUGAGCUGAAGGUGUUUAUUCUACUUCAUUGGAUGGUCAUGUGAACUUAUGGUUUUGCUUCA